This is a messenger RNA of Paramecium sonneborni, 2759 nucleotides long. Lineage: Eukaryota; Ciliophora; Oligohymenophorea; Peniculida; Parameciidae. The record is from the annotation of a GenBank genome assembly.
AUGUAGCCACAACAAUUUUUAGAUUUAGUGUAAUGUGCCUUCUUUGACAGCAACAAUUAGCGCGGAUAAGCUGAACAAGUACUUCUAAAGUAUAAAGAUGAAUACACAGAUGAAUUUCUGAUGUAUUGUACAUCUGCAUUUGCAAAUCGGUCAAUUUAGAAUCGUUUACGUAUUGCUUGCAGUACUUUAGUGAAACGAUUAGUUGGAUUAGUUGUAAGUUUAUAUGUUUAAUAAAUAUAAGCAUCCAACAAACCAAAUCAUGUGGUUAGCCUGUUCUUAAUAAACUAAAAAUGAAGUAAAAAUUAAGUUCAUGGAUUAAUUAAUAGAUCCUGAAAAUGAAAUUAGAAGAUCAGCAGCCAAUGUAAAUAAAUAAUUUUUAUAAACUAGACUAUAAGUGAGAUUUGUGCUAUUGAAUUACCACGAUAAGAAUGGCCUGAUCUUAUUUCAAGAUUAACAACUAAUUCUAAACACAGUAACGUUUUAGUUAAGGUUUCUGCUAUUAUGACUUUGGGAUAUAUUUGUGAAUCAUUGGUAAUUUGUAUUUAUAUAUAUAUAUAUAGAAAAAUAAUUAAUCUUCGGGAAUAUCAGAGCAGGAUGCAAAAGUUAUUUUAAUGGGAAUUUGUGUUGGUAUGGAUACAAAUGAGUAGAAUCUUGAAAUAAGAACCACGGCUAUUAAGGCUUUAUAAGAUUCCCUUUAUUUUAUGAAUAAUUUAUUUGCUUAAUAAGUAAAUUUAAAGUAUUCUAUUUUAAGGAAAUAUUUACUUAUGUUAAAAAUUUAAUUUUAUAAAAUGCAAUGUCAAAAAUAUAAGAAAUUAAACAUAAAUCACUUUAAUGUUUAAUUGAUUAUGUGAAAUAGUUAUUUGCAUUUUUACCUGCAUUCAUUUAAGAUUUAUAUUAGACUACAUAAAGUGCUUUUGAAAAUUAAGGAGAAAUCACAAUUGCCGCAAUUGAAAUUUGGAAUACUAUUUGUGCUGAAAUGAAAGAAAUAAUUUCAGAAAAUUCUAAUCAAUAAACACCUGAAAUAAAUUCAGCUAAUUGUUGUAUUUAAUUUUUUAAGAAAAAUUAUGAAGGAUUUAUAAUUCCAUUUAUGCGUAAUCUAUUAUUAGAUGAUGCAGAUACAGAUGAUGAAUAUCAAGGAUUAUCUGUUCCAAAUUCUUCAUCUAAAGGUUUAGCAUAUAUUAUUGAAUAUGCUGGUUCUAAUACAUAUGAUACAAUUAAAAAUUUUAUUUAAAAUACUAUGACACAUCAAUAAUGGGAAUAUAGAAAAGCAAGUGUGAUGGCUUUUGGGGCUUUAGCUGAAGUUUAAACAGAAGAAAUUGGACUUUUAAUUAAAUCUGCUUUAACUAGUUUAUUUGGUUGUCUUGUUGAUUAAAACUUUAAAGUUAAAAAAGCAACUACAUAAACUUUAAGUAGAAUUGCUGAAAAUUAUCCUUAGUGUUUUCAUGAACAUGAUUAAGCUACUCAAAUGUUUUCAACUCUUUUAGAUUAGUUAUCUAAUAAAAUUUCGAUAGUACAAAAUUUAGUUUGGGUUUUUGUUUAUUUAACUGAAGGAUUAACUAAUUUUUAAUAUAGUGUAUAUACAAGAGAGAAAUUUACUAUUCUUUAACAUUUGGCUAGUACAUCAGUUAGACCAGAUAUCUAAAAUUCAGAAAUUUCAGUUAUUGAUACUGCAUUCAUGGCAAUCUUAAAUAUUAUCUAUAGUGUAACUGAAACUAAAUUAUGUAAUGAUUAUUUGUUACAAUUUUAUCAAUAAAUUUAACUUUUAGAAAGUAAUAAUUAAGUACCUAAUGAAAUUAAGUAUCAUCUUGAAAUGGGAUUAAUGAGUGCAAUGCAUGGAUGUGUUGUAAGAUUAGAUGAUUCUACAAUUGCUGAAAAACUAUUUGAAGACAUUAUGAAAACUCUAUCAAAAGUUGAUCCUAGAGUUAAGAACGAUUAUUUUUAUGUUCUAUCUGGGAUUGCUUACGCUUUUAAAAGGAAAUUAUCAUAAUAUUCAAGUUAAAUUAUAUCAGAAUUAAAUAAACCCCUUUCAGAACCAGAUGAUAUGGAAAGUUUCAAAACUGCACUUUUCUGUUUAUCUGAUAUUGCUAGAGCUAUGGAAGAAGAAUUCGUACCUUAUAUGAAUAUAUUAAAUUAUUUCUUUGGAUUAAUUAAGGUAUUUAAAAAUUAUAUCAUUUUUGUUAGAAUGUUAGUUUUAAUAGGGAAUUAAAAAUAUAGGUUUACAAUGCGAUUGCAGAUAUCAUUUUAGGUUUAAAAGAUAAAUCAGUUCCCUUCAUGAUAGAUCUUAAAGAAAUUCUUAGAUUAGGUUUUGCAGCUAGUAUUGAUUUAACCAAAAGCAAAAUAAGUGUUGAUUAAGAUUAUGCUGAAAGAUUAAAAGAAACUAUGACUGCAUUCUAUACCUGUAUGUUACAUGCUUAUUGCGAUCCUAAAACUCCAAUUUAUGAAUUAGGAGACACUGUUUAGUGGUUUAUCAUAUUUUGUUAAGAAAUGUGUAACUUAAAAUUAAAACCUACUAUUGUAUUUAAUUAAUAUCAUUCUAGGAAUAUGUUCGAUUAACUCUUUGCUGCAUUUUUGAUUGUUCUCAUUUCUUCUAAAAUAUACCUGAUAUGAAAUAAAAAAUUAAAGAAUUUAUCACUAGUAAUUUUGUUAUUGAAUUAAUUCGAAAAUUGAGUUAAUUUAAUGACAAAGAUUAUCAAGAAUGUGUUACCUUUGCUUAACAAUUACUGAAUGAUGUAUACGGUUACUAAUUGAAAUUAAUUUGA